AUGGAGGCCGGGGAUGUGCAACUGGGGGAAUUGGUCACUGUCGUCGGCUACCCGCGGGGGGGGGAGAAAAUUUGCCUGACCAAAGGCAUUGUCUCCCGGCUGCAUUUUAAUGGAGAGUACCUGGCCAUUCAAAUCGACGCGGCAAUCAAUCCCGGGAACUCGGGGGGCCCCGUCUUGAACGAGAGGGGGGACUGCGUGGGCAUCGCCUACCGGAAACGGGUCGAUCGGGGAUCCGAGAACAUUGGGUACAUCAUCCCCGUGGAAGUCGUCCACCACUUUCUAGAAGAUUUCCGGCGGCACGGGCAGGACAUGGGCGCCUGUCUGCAAGGCUUCGAACUGCAAGACUUGACCAACGCGGCGUUGAGGGAGUCGGUGGCGGGAAACCACACGGGUUGUCUGGUCAUCGAGGUCGCGGCCUGGACGAAUGCGGCGGCCCAUUUGCAAAAGGGUGACGUGGUGCUCUCCAUCGACGGACACAAAUUACAGAACGACAAGACGGUGCCGUUCAAGGACUUGGACUACAUCAACUUUGAAUUUUUAAUGUCCUCCGAAAGGAGCCUGUCGUGGAAGGGGAGGAUGGUGCCGCCUUGCCUCCUGCCAACACCUUUCACAAAUUAA
Molecule: messenger RNA, 618 nt
Organism: Nannochloropsis gaditana CCMP526
Product: protease do-like 2
Exons: 3
Coding region: 1-618 (205 amino acids)
Biological process (GO): proteolysis
Molecular function (GO): protein binding; serine-type endopeptidase activity
Source: RefSeq, a predicted model, not a curated record